Molecule: messenger RNA, 1125 nt
Organism: Bombina bombina (fire-bellied toad)
Lineage: Eukaryota; Metazoa; Chordata; Amphibia; Anura; Bombinatoridae
Gene: TEX52
Product: testis expressed 52
Exons: 2
Coding region: 1-711 (236 amino acids)
Source: RefSeq, a predicted model, not a curated record
AUGCUGUGCUCUACUGCUACAGAGUCUUUACUACCAGAUGCACCAGCCCAUUCCAAUGGAUUCUCACCACGUGGUUGCCACAGGGUUUACCUGAAGGGGCCCCCCUAUACUGAUGCAAAGCUUGAAAUGUUGAGGAAACUGAGGAACCCCCCUGACAUAGCAUUGGAUCCUCAUCAUAACCUUAAUUAUCUCACCUGGUUGGAGGUCAGCCGGUUACCUCCAUUACUUCCUCUGCGUCCUGACAGACCAUAUGACAGCACUGUUUGGCGACAUCUGACUGAAGCCCCCCAGAGGCUUUCUAAUCAGGGCCCCAUCCCUCCUCCCUCCCAGAUGGCAGAGAAUACUUUGGGAAGAUAUAUAAUGUGUAGCGGAAGAAAGUUAGACAAGCAGGAAACACAAAAAUUGCACUUGCUUACACAAGGCAGAGUGCCCCCCAAAGAUUUACAUGGGAACAUUCUUCCCCCGAAAGGCUUCAAACGAUAUCGUGGUCAGUACCAAAGAACAGUCACUUAUUCUGUGCCAUCUGAAACCUGUGAGCUUCCUCCCCCCCAAAACCAGCAUAAGCCCCAUAAAAUGACCUUGCAAGAGAAAUCUCCCAGAUUUGCCAAUAUCUUACAGAGGUAUCAGGAGCUGCAAGAAACGAGAACCAUUGUCCCCUACAACAGCAGAAUGUCAUCCCCAAGACAUGUGAACCAAACUAAAACAGAAUGACGUUUGCUGCACGUGAUAUAAGACCAGUAAAAAUAAGCAGAUGACAGAAAAUAGCAAUAAAAGAUGAGAGGCUCACACAAAAAGGACAAGACAGCAAAUGAGCUACUUAGUGACAAAAAAAGAUCAAAUUUACUCUAAAAUGAGCACCAUUUAUGUGUUAAACAACAAGCCAUGGAAACAUAAAUGACUGUUAAAGGGACAGUCUACAUUAAAAUUGUUAUUGUUUAAAAAGAUAGAUAACACCUUUACUAACCAUUCCCCAGCUUUGCACAACCAACAUGGUUAUAUUUAUAUACUUUAUAACAUUUAAACUUCUAAAUUUCUGCCCGUUUCUAAGCCACUAUAGACAGCCUCUUAUCACAUGCUUUUGUAUUUGCUUUUCACAACAGGGGACUGCUAGUUCAUGUGGGCCAU